Molecule: messenger RNA, 771 nt
Organism: Capronia epimyces CBS 606.96
Lineage: Eukaryota; Fungi; Ascomycota; Eurotiomycetes; Chaetothyriales; Herpotrichiellaceae
Exons: 1
Coding region: 1-771 (256 amino acids)
Source: RefSeq, a predicted model, not a curated record
AUGCGGUUUCAAUCCACUACGCUGGAGCAAAGAAAACACCAUGUCAGGGAUAUCAUCUCUUCAUUUGAUCGCACUACCUUGCCCUUGGAGUUUAGGGGAGACAUCUUCGCACGAAUAGACGAGGAACAAGCCGGAAGGGCGUCAUCUGAAUGGACACGUCAAGGAGAUUUAACAGGAACGGCCAUGCAAUGGGGGUCACAUGACCCUGCAUCCUGGGAGACUCUGAACAGAUGGCAACCGGCGAGCCCGCGGGCCAGACUUUUUGCAGAAAAGCUACGAAGACUAUUCGAAGACCAAUUCCAGAAAUAUGAAGAUCUUGGUAGCAUUCCUGGUCAGAGAACUGCGGCAGGAACCAGGGCUUCACUCGGCCAAAUCUGCGAUAGGUUUCAUAAGCUGGCUGAAGCCACCAUCAUCGACUUGAAGUUCAGAACAGAAGGCCAUGCGCAUACCGCAGAUGUUUUGCUGGACGUGCUUGCAAGAGUGUGCAGAAACCACGAUGAGGUUGCCGAGGUGCGUCGGAGCCCACGCACCCCUACAGCCGGCGCAUCAGAGGCAGCAGAGACAAGCCUUUAUCAUGCGUUGAUCCAUGAACCAGCUCCAGGAGCUCCUGAUUUCAUGCUCGAGGCUCUUGAAACUAUCAACGAGCUGUCACCAAGGACCCUGGCCGCCAGGAGCAUGAGGCAGAGAUUGCAGACUAUCGACGCUCUACUCAGGGUUCGGGGGUCACCAUUCAGUUACCAGACCAGGUUCAGCAGCAUAGUCAACAAUUGA